CCGAAAAAGGCAGAAAGUAUUGGUAAUGCCAAAAAGGAGCCAAAGACGGAGAAGAAAGCAACUCUCUCCCCUCAACUUGAGCUCCGUGCUCCGUUUCUCUGAACAACACAAAUAGCAGAGCAACGAGCUUCAGAAUCCGCCAUUAAUAUCACCAACAUUUGAAGCUUUCAACGCCAAAGCCAGCCACACAGCUGCCUUCGAAAUCGAAAAGCCUUUUCAUUUAUUAUUAUUUACAAGUGUCUUCAAUCACAGAAAGCCAAAUGUACCAAACCCACCGGUCGCAGUCAAAAGUCCAAACCCUAGAAUUAUGCCGCUGAGACUCGCAGUAACGGACCUCGCCGACUCUCCCAACCCUAGAGAUGGCCAAGCACUCCGUCGGGUGGGUCGCGUCGCAGAAGCGCUGGCUCUUGGCCUUUCUCGUCAUGCUCUCCGUCUCCACCUUGAUCGCCUUCUUCAUCAGAGCCGCCUUCGAUUCCUGCGACCGUCGCAUGGAUGUCGUCGACAAGAGGGUUCCUUUGGGCUCGCCCAUUGGGACCAGUCCUAGCCCCCUCAGCUUCAUGAAGUCCAAGCUCGUGCUGUUAGUCUCGCACGAGCUCUCUCUUUCGGGUGGACCUUUGUUGUUGAUGGAGCUAGCAUUUUUAUUAAGAGGUGUUGGCACUGAAGUUUGUUGGGUUACAACCAUGAAACCGUCAGAUGCAGAUGUAGUGAUAUACAGUUUGGAACAUAAGAUGUUGGACCGAGGGGUGCAGGUCCUCUCUGAAAAUGGCCAAGAAGCUGUGAAUACAGCUCUCAAAGCUGAUUUGGUUGUAUUGAACACCGCAGUUUCUGGGAAAUGGUUGGAUGUUGUUCUUAAGGAAAAUGUUCCCCGUGUUCUCCCGAAAGUGUUGUGGUGGAUCCAUGAAAUGCGCGGCCAUUACUUCAAAUUGAAUUAUGUCAAGCACCUCCCGCUUGUUGCAGGUUCUAUGAUAGAUUCGCAUGUAACAGCAGAAUAUUGGGAGAAUAGGACUCGAGAACGUUUGGGUAUCAAAAUGCCAGAGACCUUUGUUGUUCACCUUGGAAACAGCAAGGAACUAAUGGAAGUUGCUGAAGAUAGUGUAGCAAAAAGGGUUUUGCGUGAGCAUGUCCGGGAGUCUCUUGGAGUGCGAAGAGAAGAUCUACUAUUUGCCAUCAUAAACAGUGUUUCACGUGGAAAAGGCCAAGAUCUGUUUUUGCGUUCCUUCUAUGAAAGCUUGCGAUUGAUCCAAGUGAAGAAGCUGCAACUGCCAAGAAUGCAUGCAGUAAUUGUAGGGAGUGACAUGACUGCUCACACCAAGUUUGAGCAUGAACUACGUAACUUUGUAUCGAUGAAGAAAAUUCAAGAUCGUGUUCAUUUUGUAGACAAAACUCUGACUGUAGCUCCAUAUCUGGCUGCAAUUGAUGUCCUUGUUCAAAAUUCCCAGGCACGGGGAGAAUGCUUUGGUAGGAUAACUAUUGAAGCCAUGGCAUUUCAGCUGCCUGUAUUGGGAACAGCAGCAGGUGGCACCACAGAGAUUGUAGUGAAUGGAACAACAGGUUUGUUGCAUCCUGUUGGGAAGGAAGGGAUCACUCCUCUUGCGAAAAAUAUUGUAAAACUUGCCACUCAUGUUGAGAGGAGGCUUACAAUGGGGAAGAGAGGCUACGAAAGGGUCAAAGAAAGGUUUCUAGAACACCAUAUGGCAAAUAGAAUUGCUGCCGUUUUGAAGGAAGUGUUGCACAAGUCAAAGAGCCACUCAGAUUCCUAGCACUUUGAGGCCUUUAACUGUCAAGUAGAAUGCUACACAUGCUCUCUUCUCCUGUUUUAGAGAUUUCGUUGGUUAGCAAAAGAAGAUGAACUACACUUAGAUUAGUGGGUCGAUUUUUCUUUUAUGGUGACAUAAUCGCCCCUCAGGUUUCGCUUUCUUAUGUACAUUGUGUACAUAUUAAGACAUCUAGCUAGUAGCUUGUUCAAAAGGUUGACAAUGACAUGAUCGAUUUUGCUAGAGCAUGGAUUUGAAAAUUUGGCAUUUCAGAAUGCUUGGUGGAUAAGGUAAAAACACAGCAUCAUUCAUAAUCAUAUAAGGAGAUGUGUGCUGUAAGCUUGUAACUUACUGAAUACGCGCAAACUCUCUUGUUAUGGAUUUCCUUGAUGCAUUUAUACCAUUAGCA
Molecule: messenger RNA, 2163 nt
Organism: Prunus mume (Japanese apricot)
Lineage: Eukaryota; Viridiplantae; Streptophyta; Magnoliopsida; Rosales; Rosaceae
Source: RefSeq, a predicted model, not a curated record